Hippocampus comes (tiger tail seahorse) is the source of this 465-nucleotide messenger RNA. It is a transcript of the gene lamtor4, whose product is annotated as late endosomal/lysosomal adaptor, MAPK and MTOR activator 4. Gene Ontology annotation, biological process: positive regulation of TOR signaling; cellular response to amino acid stimulus. Gene Ontology annotation, molecular function: guanyl-nucleotide exchange factor activity. Bases 110 to 412 code for a protein of 100 amino acids. The record is from RefSeq and is a predicted model, not a curated record. Gene Ontology annotation, cellular component: lysosome; Ragulator complex. The transcript is spliced from 4 exons. Lineage: Eukaryota; Metazoa; Chordata; Actinopteri; Syngnathiformes; Syngnathidae.
CUCGGGGGAGACUCGCCGACGCCCGCCGAAGCGCACGCGGGCAGUCACGUGUCAAAACGCGGAAGUGACAUCACAUCGCGGUGAAGUGUAAAUAAAAGAGGAAGAAAGGAUGACGACUGCAGCGGUGACGGCGGGGCUGGAGCGGAUCCCGGACCAGCUCGGCUAUCUGGUCAUCAGCGAGGACGGCGUUUUAGCCUCUUCAGGUGAGCUGGAAAACGAUGAGCACACAGCCGGCGUGAUGAUGCAGAUGGUUCGCACGGCCAGUCGCUUUCGGUUGGCGGGAUUGGCCGAUGUGCCCUUCAAACGCAUGUCGGUCAUCCUGGAGGAUUUCGUUUUCACCGUGACCGCUUCGGGUCAGAAGGUUUUUGUGGUCAAACGUCAGCACAACCAGCAGGAACCAAUCAGCGUUUAGAGUCGCAAAGCCAAAACGGUGUUGUCGCCUUUCAAUAAAAUGGUUCAACAAUU